AUGCAGAGGCAAAACUACUCCAAACCGUUGAAAUGGCAUAUUGGAUGCCUUCUCAUAACAUUAAGUCCUCUUCUCCUCAUAAGCCUCUUCACGAUUAUAUUCUCAAGUUCUGGUCUCUCUUAUCCUCUGUUCAUUUUCACCAACAACUCUGCAUACAAAUCCUAUAGCCAAAUUGUUUUACCUUAUGCAAUCCAAACCCAAGUCGCCAACUUGCAGAAACAACUCGGAGUUUUGCUCGAGCAGCUGCAUACUGAAAGUUCAGAAUCAAAAGCAGUGGCAAAAUUUUCUGACCAAGUUCUUCAUAUAGCUGUAUCUUUAGACAGGCUUGCAGAUAGCCUUUCAGGUCUCCACCAUAGUGAUCCUCCUGCCAGUUGCAAUGAAUAUAGCAAUGUGGAUGAAGACUUGAGUGAACCUGAGGAAGACGAUCUUGAUGAAGGAACAAUGUCUAUGAAGGCCUUCAAUGCAGGUGAGAUUUAUAACUAUACAUCACCAAAACCGCAUAGGCUUGUUAGCAAGAAGAAUUUCCUUGAUGUGGAAGCAGUUAGUCCAUCUAUUGGACAGGUUUGUGCAAAGAUGGCUUCGAUUGUUGACCGUUUCAUGACUUACAAGGUUUACGGGAUGUGCCCAGAUGACUGGGACAUCGCUCAGAAACUCAUAGUCAGUGGCUGUGAUCCAUUACCAAGAAGAAGAUGCUUCUCAAGAACACCUUCACAUUAUAGUAAGCCAUUUGCUAUUAACACUUCUCUUUGGACUCAACCUAGUGAUGCUAAUAUCUUAUGGAACCAUUACAAGUGCAAAUCUUACUCUUGCCUUGUUUCAAAAGGGUCGGUGGACAGAAGAGGCUUCUUCAAGUGUACAGAUUGUUUCAAUCUCUCCAAACAAGCGUGGAAUGUACCAACAAAUGAAUCCGUUUCUGCAGAAUUCACCAUCAAUCAAGUCUUGCGAUUGAAGCCAGGAGAAAUUCGAAUCGGCCUCGACUUUAGCCCAACAACUGGCACAUUUGCAGCAAUGAUGAGGGAGAGAAAUGUAACCAUUGCAUCAGCUACUUUAAACUUAGGGGCACCUUUCAAUGAGGUAAUUGCACUAAGAGGCCUUCUACCUCUAUACAUAUCAGUAGGCUCCAGAUUGCCCUUCUUUGACAACACACUUGAUAUUGUGCAUUCUACUCUAUUCUUAGAUGGGUGGAUAGGAAUACAACUUCUACAGUUCGUACUUUUUGAUUGGGACAGAGUUCUUAGACCGAAGGGGCUCCUUUGGGUAGAUCGAUUCUUUUGUAAGAAAGAAGAUAUGAAGCUGUAUUUGGAUGAGUUUUCCAGGCUGGGCUACAGAAAGCUACUAUGGAGGGUUGUGCCAAAGACUGAUAAGCUUGGUGAUGAGCUUUUCUUCUCUGCAGUUCUGGAGAAGCCAAGUAGAAGUUAA
Mangifera indica (mango) is the source of this 1419-nucleotide messenger RNA. Its product is annotated as probable methyltransferase At1g29790. Bases 1 to 1419 code for a protein of 472 amino acids. NCBI's taxonomy places the organism in Eukaryota, Viridiplantae, Streptophyta, Magnoliopsida, Sapindales, Anacardiaceae. The transcript has a single exon. The record is from RefSeq and is a predicted model, not a curated record.